Molecule: messenger RNA, 2550 nt
Organism: Closterium sp. Naga37s-1
Lineage: Eukaryota; Viridiplantae; Streptophyta; Zygnematophyceae; Desmidiales; Closteriaceae
Source: the annotation of a GenBank genome assembly
AUGCUACGAGUAACGCAAUGCAUAUGCAUACUUCCGUUGUCCUCUCUUGAGAUUGUGAGUGCGACCAAUCUGCCUGUGCUGUUCGUCUGCAACUCUGCCAGCACGAGGGGAGUAGUCUUUCCAGGAAUGGGUGAGAAGCAGGGGAUGGCAGCAGCGCAUGCAGCACGAGAAGGGAUUGGGGUAAGGUGGACAGUGGUGAGAGAUAAGCUAGGGAGGCUGCAGCAGGAGAGGAUGGGGGAGGGGCAGGAGGAGGAGAAGGUGAGGGGGGAGGAGGGGCAGGUGGAGCUGGGGGAGGUAGACAGGCGAAUCAUUCUAUCCAAGGGUGGUGUAGCAGCAAAGGAUAUGUCGCGAGUGAGAGAAGGGGGUUUUGCUCGAAGUGGAAGCAAAGGGCGAGUUCAAGGGGUUGGGCGAGGGCAAGAAUUAAGGACAGAUGGGUUGAGGAUUGAAGGAGCAAGGAGGGAAGGACUAGGAACGGAGGGAGUAGGGAUCGAAGGAGCGUGGAGGGAAGGAGCAGGAGGAGCAGCAGCAGAGAGGAAUCAGGGACAUGUAUCUCAUGUCAAUGUUGAGGCCUCUCAGAAACACCCGCCAACACCCCCCUCCCCCUCCCUCAAGCAGCUUUGGGAGUGGUUUCUCAAGUCCACUCGGGCGAACUUUGCAGGGCUACAGAUACAGAGACACUUGUGGGAGAGGUUUCUCAAGUCGACUCGGGGGGACUUUGCGGGGCUGCAGAGGCACGUGGUGGACAUGGGCGUGCAGAUGGAGCAGCUGCGGGAAGAGAACCAGCGGCUCAGGGAUGCGUUGCAGCAACAGCAGUCUGCACAGGUCUUGGCGGUGUGGGAGGGUGUGGGGGAGGAGGAGGAGGAGGCACAGGGGAGGGAGGAGGUGCAGCGAGAGCUCUGGGAGGAGAACAACCAACUACGGGCUUCUCAUGCUUCUGAAGCCUGCGCGGAUUCUGAGGCACCUCAAGAAGCAUUGCUGGGAGGGAGCAGCGACCUGAAUCCUUCUGAAGCUUCAGAGGCUUCUGAGGCUUUAAAGGCUUCAGAGGCUUCUGAGGCUUUAAGGGCUUCAGAGGCUUCUGAGGCUUUAAGGGCUUCAGAGGCUUCUGCGACUUCAGCGGCUUCGGAGGCCUUAAAUGUGGGUCAAAGGACACUGGUAGAGGAGAACCGGGAGCUGCGGGAGAGGGUGGAGGAGAGGGAGAGGGCUGUGAGGGCGGCUCAGAGCACUGCGGACGCUCUCGCCAGUGAGCUGGCAGCAGCACAGUCCCAGUUGUCAGCAGCGCAGCAGCAGGCGCAGGGGGAGAGGGAGGGGCGGCAGAGGCUGGCAGGGGAGCUGGCUUCUAUGCAGGCGCUGCUGCUGCAGCAGAUGCAGGCAGUGGCAGAACAGAAGGAGCUGAUUGAAAGGCUCCUGGAGCGACAGCAGCAGCAGGCUGACGUUUUAGAGCCAGGAGGGCCAGGGACAGUGGGCCCAGGGGUAAUGGGUUCAGAGCCUGUGGGAUCAGGGGCAGGGGAAUCAGGAGCAGGGGAAUUGGGGACAGGGGAAUCAGGAGCAGGGGAAUUGGGGACAGGGGAAUCAGGAGCAGGGGAAUUAGCGGCAGGGGAAUCAGGAGCAGGGGAAUUAGCGGCAGGGGAAUCAGGAGCAGGGGAAUUAGCGGCAGGGGAAUCAGGGGCAGGGGAAUCAGGGGCAGGGGAAUCAGAGGAAGGGGAAUUAAGGGCAGGGGAAUCAAGGGCAGGGGAAUCAGGAGUAGGGGAAUCAGGGGCAGGGGAAUCAGGGGCAGAGGAAUUAGGGGCAGGGGAAUUAGGGGCAGGGAGAUCAGGGGCAGGGGAAUCAGGGGCAGGGGAAUUAGGGGCAGGGGAAUUAGGGGCAGGGGAAUCAGGGGCAGGGGAAUCAGGGGCAGGAGAAUCAGGGGCAGGGGGGUCACAGGUAGUGGAGUCAGAGGUAGUAGGGUCACCAAGAGGGAAUUCAGAAGCAGUGGGGUUAGGGACAGAGGUUGAGGAUUGCGAGAGUAGAAGCAAGGGCGAUGGGGAUGGGAGGAAGCGGAAGGAUAAGAAGGAGAAGAGGGAGAGGAAGGAACGGAAGGAGAGAGAGAAGCAGGAGAGAAAGGAGAGAGAGAAGCAGGAGAGAAAGGAGAGUAAGGAGAGGGAAAACCGGGAGGAGCGGGAGAAAGGGGAUGAUAGGGAGGAGAGGGAGGAUAGGGAGGAGAUGGAUGAGAGGGAGGGGAGGGAGCAGGAGCAGACGGAUUGCCUAGACAGGGAAGGUGCUAGAAGGGCAAAUUUGGAAGGAGUUCUGAGGAGUGCAGAUGGCAAAGACGAAGGCGACAGGUGUACUGAAUCAUGUGGUGCGGACUGUGGUGAGGGAGAGCGAAGCAGAGGCGGAGCAGGAGAGGCAGCCUCAGCUGUGGGGAGAAGGGAGGGAGAGCACAGAGAUCCUCGGGAUAAUGAGGUUCGGAGCAUUCGGGAAGGCAGGGCGGUUGGAGACGUGGCAGGCGGGGGAAGGGAUGGGGAAGCCAGUGACAACUGCAAACGGGUGAACGGGCCUGCAAUUGCCAAGUGA